GCAUAGCACGGGUCUCAGCUACUAAGAAAUUAUAGAAUUUAUGAAUUGGGAGAAGAAAUGCGAAUGUCCGUAUAGGGCGCGAGAGGGAUUCUUUUUUGUUAACUUGACUCUCAAUGGCGGAGACCUCGGAAUCUGAAAUGCGAAUGUCUGCUCCAGAAGAAGUUAUCAAUGCCGGAGCGGCCGCAGCCAACAUGAGUGUUCCAAAUCCUACAUCGCCUUCUUCCCUGUCCGAUUCUGAUUCGGAUGAUUCUGAUUCGGAGUCGGAAGGGCAGCUAAUUCUUCAGCUGCAAAACCUAGAAGCUGAAGUUUCCAAUAACCCCUCUAACUACGACGCUCAUGUCAAAUACAUAAAAUGCCUCAGGAAGCAGGGUCACAUCGACAAGCUGCGUCAGGCGAGGGAAGCCAUGAGCGAGCUGUUCCCAUUGAGUUCUGUCAUGUGGCAGGAGUGGACUAAAGACGAGGUUUCUCUUGCUUCGUCCAGACCUGAUGCCUAUUGUGCGAUUGAGAAGCUUUAUGAGCGAGGAGUCUUCGAGUAUUUGUCUGUCUCUCUUUGGUGUGAUUACCUAAAUUUUAUUCAAGAAUAUGACCCACUGGUCCGUGAUCGUUCACCUGAUGGUAUUUCCAAAGCAAGAAAUCUAUUUGAACGUGCUGUCACUGCUGCUGGUUUGCAUGUUGUUGAAGGCAGUAAAAUUUGGGAAUCAUACAGGCAAUUUGAACAGGCCAUCUUUCAUACAAUCCCUGAGAGUGAUGUUGAGGCAAAAGAAAAGCAGGUCCAGCGCAUUCGAAGCAUAUUUCACCGUCAGUUGUCUGUUCCACUUGUUGAUCUAAGCUUAACUCUUCUCACUUACAAGGCUUGGGAGGUUGAACAAGGGAAUGUUUUUGAUGUCAACUCUACCAAAUUGGAUGGGAUUGCUUCUCAUGUUGCAACUGCAUACCAGAAGGCCUUGGAGAUGUAUAAUGCUCGUGCUCAUUUUGAAGAUCAGAUCACUAAGGAGGGUACUACUGAUUCUGACAAACUUCAACAAUUUAUGAGUUAUUUAAAAUAUGAAGAAUCUUCUGGAGAUCCAACCCGUGUUCAUAUUCUAUACGAACGUGCUAUUGCUGAGUUCCCCAUAUCAACUGAUAUUUGGCUGGAUUAUAUCCGCAAUUUGGACAGAACGCUGAAGGUAGGCAAUGUUGUAAGGGAUGUUUAUUCCAGGGCUACAAAGAACUGUCCCUGGGUGGGAGAACUUUGGGUUCGACACUUGCUUUCCUUGGAACGUGGUCAUGCAUCUGAGAAAGAUGUAUCUGCUGUCUUUGAGAAGUCCUUGCAAUGCACUUUUUCAAGCUUUGAGGAGUAUCUGGAUUUAUUUCUUACUCGAGUUGAUGGUUUAAGGAGAAGAAUUUUAGUAGAAGGUGAAAUAGAGGAUGGCCUGGAUUAUGCAUUAAUAAGGGGCACCUUUCAGCGUGCAUCGGAUUAUUUAUCCCCAAACUUGAAGAACACGGACAGUUUGCUUCGUUUACAUGCUUAUUGGGCCCGCUUGGAGCUGAACCUUGGAAAAGAUUUGACUGCAGCUCGGGGGGUCUGGGAGAGCUUGGUGAAGAUGAGUGGUUCGAUGUUGGAAGCCUGGAAAGGAUAUAUAGCAAUGGAAAUUGAAGCAGGCAAUAUCAGUGAAGCUAGAUCCAUUUAUCGGAGGUGCUACAGUAAACGAUUUAAUGGAAUGGGUUCAGAGGACAUAUGCCACUCAUGGUUACGUUUUGAGAGAGAAUAUGGUGCGCUCGAAGAUUUUGACCAUGCUGAGCGGAAGGUUACACCUCGUCUGGAUGAACUGCAGUUAUUUAGAUUACAGCAGGAGCCCAAAGCUAUUGCUGCAUCUGAUCAGAAAGGGAAUCUGCUUAAGAAACAUCCUUAUGAAAAGAGGAAGGCAAGUUCUAACACAACAGAUGAACAGCCUUUAGCAAAACGAAGGAAAAAUACUUCUCAAAACCCUAAGAAUGUGUCUGGGAAAGAUAAAACUCAAGCUCAUAACUCAGUUGAAGCAAAUGAAGUAGAAGAAUGUGACACCAAUGUUGGUAAUGCUGAUAGCACUAGUGGGCAACAAAGCAAAGAUGCUAUGCCUGAGAAAACCCCAAUAUACACAGACCAGUGCACUGCAUUUAUAUCAAACCUUAACUUUCAGGCAACUUAUGAACAUAUACGCAAUUUCUUCAGCGAUGUUGGCGGUGUUGUGGCUAUUCGAAUAUUGACUGAAAAAUAUUCUGGAAAAUCAAGGGGACUGGCAUAUGUUGAUUUCUCAGAUGAUGCACACCUUGCCGCUGCAGUAGCAAAGAACAAACAAGUUUUGCUUGGGAAAAAAUUGAGCAUAGUGCGGUCAGCUCCAAAUCAAAGGAAAAGUAAAGGAUCAUCUUUGGGACAUGGUAAAAGAGCAGGGCAUGCUAGUGACCGAAGGGAAUCUGACUCAAAAGCUGUUGAAAGAUCUGAGUAUAUUGCACCCAAGGCACCAUCCUCUGCUACAAGUCGGGGAAACAGCACAAUGCAGCUUGAAGGGAAGAACACUUUUGCGGUGCCAAGAGCCGUCAAACCCUUCGUCAAACCCCUUGGCUGGACUCAGGGUAAACCAAGAACAGAGGAAGGUGGGGAUGAUCAGCCAAAAUCGAAUGAUGAUUUCAGAAAAAUGUUCAAUAAAAGUUGAUUACCGAUAAACAAGAGUACUAGGAAUUAUGGGGGGAAUGAGUUGUGAAUACUGCAUGUGUAUGAAAGAGAAUGGCAUAUACUUCCAUGUUGGAUUUUUCUUCUCGUGUAGCUGCCUUUGUCAUGAGCUCCAGGAACAUCCAUACUAAUGGUCUUCGAAAGAUUGCCCAUUGUAGUUAUGGUCAGAACACCGUGUGUUACCUUAAAUUAAAUAGGUUUGACCUAAAGUUGUUGAUGGAGUAGCUCGUGUAGAGACUUCUAGUUAAGGCAAUAAUUAUUUAACCAUACAAGGGAUGCCUUUUUAAAUUCCUUUUCCCUAUGAUAAGUCUUGGAUUUGGAGUUGGGUGAGAUGUAAUAAAUUUGUAUUGAAAUUUGUCUAAAUUCAUCUAAAUCCAAGAUCUGCAAUGUACUUGCAAAAACUUGUAGUGCUAAAGGCUUGGUUUGGUUUGGCUUGCCAAAAAGCCCUGUAAAAUGCCUUCUCUUUUGUUUA
This is a messenger RNA of Malania oleifera, 3161 nucleotides long. RefSeq lists its product as uncharacterized. The record is from RefSeq and is a predicted model, not a curated record. The transcript is spliced from 16 exons. Gene Ontology annotation, biological process: RNA processing. Lineage: Eukaryota; Viridiplantae; Streptophyta; Magnoliopsida; Santalales; Ximeniaceae. The coding region runs from base 114 to 2672 and encodes 852 amino acids. Gene Ontology annotation, molecular function: RNA binding; protein binding.